Molecule: messenger RNA, 468 nt
Organism: Miscanthus lutarioriparius
Lineage: Eukaryota; Viridiplantae; Streptophyta; Magnoliopsida; Poales; Poaceae
Source: the annotation of a GenBank genome assembly
AUGGCUCCCCGACCGCCACGUCGCAUCGUGGUCCGUGAUACAGGGAACCGCCCAAUGAGCAGCCGACCGACUAAUUCGACAUCGACAACCCAGCGACGAAGCUCCAUGGGAAACAUCUUCCAUUUAGCGGCGCGACUCUUUCCUCUCCCCCACAUGUUUUGGCGCCUCCAGUUGCGCGCGCAGACGCAGCAGCGCAGUCAGUACCCGGCGCGGCGGCCCAUCCCUUCCACGGCUCCGCCCCCUGACCGGCUCCGCGUCACGACGGAAGCCCACGUGUCCAAGCGGAAGGUGGCCGACGCACUCGGCGAUUUGGUUCCCGUCUGGCCGUCCGCCUUGAGUCCGUCCGGCCUCCUUCCUGGCCGUCUGCUUCAUCUCACCAGUCACCAGUCACCGGUUACCAUAGCGCCUAGGAUGGACGACAACAACGAUCCUGCUGCAGCACGGAAGCCAUACACAAGGUAUGGCUGA